AAUAUUAUAUCGUGUUCAAAAAAUGGCGGAUGAACAGGAACUUUUCUUGAUCGAGUUUCUAGUCGAAAAGGUUAAAAUCCCAGUGAUAAGGGCAAUGCAGGACGAUCUAUUACCUGCAUGUACCUGUGUCUCCUUUCAGAUUCUCAGCCUGCCGCCAGUCGACAUUUGCCAAGAAGCUCUGACAGAUGGUUGCGGUUGCACCGAAGGCGACACGCAGGUUUUUAAGAAAGGCAAAUCUUGUUUAUUCGCGUUGCCAUCGAUCGUUCUUCAGAGGCCUUUAACCACGUUCCCCAUAAAACUAUCUGUCUAUAAGAAACUACCACCUGGAGUGCUACCAGACGUGAUGCUGGUUGGCUGUCAUCAAAUCGAGGCAAAAGCAAUAAUAAACGCCGUAUUGAGCCAACAGGUCUUCAAAAUACCGAAUCCUUGUCAAACGAUCAAGGACACGUUUAAAAUUACUACGGCAACAGGACAAUGCGUUGGAUCUGUGACAGUCUACAUAAGAGCUUCCUGUUUCGGCAAGAAGAUCAUCACCCAGUUUCAAAUACCACACAAUAGGAAACCGUAUCUGUUUAAAGGGGCAGACGACAGUCCUGUUUUUCAGUGCAAGAAGAUACCCUCUGAAUGCUAUACACCAGCUCCAUUGACGUGUACCUGUACGAAGAAAUGUAUCGAUGGUAGUGGAGAGUCUACAGGAAGAACCUGUUGUGCCACACCGAUCGUUCAGACGUCUUCGUGCCCCCCCUUACCUAAACCCCCUGAUUAUGGUCCACGACCGUGCUGCGCCUUACGUCAACCAUCCUCAGGGAAACAAUGUCCAUGUUCGCCGAAAGCUCGACGGAAAGAUCAAGUAGCUUCCCCGUGUUGUUGUUCUGAGCCAAUAUCUAGUUUUCGCGCCAUUGCUCGUCAACAAGCAGCUGCAGGAGGGAAAUGUAGCCCGUGUGCAAAGCCAGCUCCUUGUUCACCUUGUUGCGGUGCUUCCUCCCUAUCGACAGGACCCAAACCAUACGGUGAUUUGCUUAGCAAGGAGACCGUGAAAAAAUGUGGAUGUUCUGUAAAGGAAUACAGUUGCACCUGUGGUUAACAGAAAUGAAAAGAAACUUUUCUUUUCUUGGAAAACAGAAGAAACUUCUUCUUAAUACUUAGAAAGUAAAGAGAAUAAUGUACCAAGCGAAUAAGGCGGAUGAUUUUAUUUUAUUUGUGUAUUAAUGUCAUAUAAAAUUCAUAUAAGUGGUUAUUAAGGAUCGUUAUUUGAAACAGAUUAUUAUUUAAAUUUAUCAAUUUAUUCGAGAAAUUACAAGGAAUUAAAUUUUGUUUUAUAGAACUUCAACGCUUUCUUUAAGAUGAGUACGUGCGAUAUAAAAUAACUCGUUGAAUAAAAUCGACGAAUCUGAACACACGUCCUUGUGGGAACAAUCGAUGAAAGUGAAAUUGUUUCUCAAUAACUAAUCGCUUUUGUUUCAACACCUAACCUUGGAAAACUAUCCAUAUUUCCUAACUCAAACACACAUGGAACAAAAUUGUCCGUAGUCAUGAUAAGCAUAACAGAUAACGAAGCACACAAUCCGAACCUGAGCAACCACUACUUCUCCUCGCUAAUCUCUCCAAACAUAUUACUCAGGAUUCUAACCGGAAAUACAUUAAUAGACCUCCAAUGGGAAGCGAUAUUCAUUCACGCCUUCUUUAAUCUGAAUAAUAUCACGAGAAAGAUAUUACCGACUAUUAAAGGAGAAACUUCCCGGCAAUUAAAACGGCCGGAGGAAACAAUUAGCGAGCCGUGUUGGGAAAAGAUAAACGUCGGGAAUGCAAGCUGAAAAAAAGAAGCGCACUGGAAAGAAACUUCAUCGGCCUGUGGAGAAAACAUGGAUAGACCAAGCAGGAAAAGUACAACGCGAAGCAGAAGAAAAGGAACGCUUGCGUAAAUGGGAAGAAUGCUGGCAAAAAAAGUUUGAAGCUCAAGAAGAACGCGAUAAUGCCGAAUGUUGCGUGGGCAAAGAUUUAUGCGUAAAACCCAGAACACAAUCAAACAUUUGGAUCAAUGUGACUAAGGAUCGAUCCCUUCAAGAAAUACAUAUGUUCAUCAAGCACGUUCCAGUUCCAAAGCCAAAGCCUCCGCCUCUGCCACCGCCGAAAGUACAAAAGACUCCGAUUAUUGCACCAAUGGAAAGAAUCGUGAAGCAAAGAGUUGACAAAAUGAGCGGUACGGAGAAGAAGAAGAAGAAGGAGAAGAAGAAGAUGUAGCAGUAAAUGAAUCCGGCAAUAAGCGAUUCCUUUGCGAUCACUUUGCUCGAAUAUCUUUCCUUUACAUUCUUCUUCGCUACGCAAAAGAUUCUCUGUUUGUCGAGGCAUUUGUAAAAAUACAUCAGAGACCAUGGCGAGGAUGGCGUCGUGACACGUUAUUCUCGUCGUUCAGUGCCCAGUUCGGCGAAGUACCGAAAUGGAAAUAGUGAAGAAAUAAGAAGAAUCUAACUAAUGAAACAUUCUCGCUGCCUUCAGUUUCCAUUUUCCUGUAUUACCCUUUUAUUAAAUAUCAAAAUAUCUUACACGUUCCGCUUAGAGCAUCGAAGAUGCAAUAAAAUAUUUAUAGAAUGUUCACUCCACAAGUUGAGGAUUUUCUACGCUACUUUCUUUAGUUAAACUAUCCUAUCUAACAUUUUAACUGAGAUAGUAAAGUAAAAUUUGCUAAAGUUCUCCAAUAAAUAUAAUCAAUAGGUAUCCUGAUCUAAUAUCUAUGGCCGGCAGUGUCCGCCAAUCAUAGGAAAUUUCAUCUCAAGAUGCAAAGAACAUGGAAGAAAAAUUUAAAUCGAGAAAAGAAAAAUUUCUCCAGCCAAGUUGAUUCAUCGAAAGCGAUAUGUUCAUUGACAUGAACCGCGAAGGAAACAAGCGGUCGGUGUGCAAACUGCAAGGACAUUGCACGCGAGGAGUUAUUCCUGUCCCGCAUAUAUGUACGGGAAGGGAUAAGAAGGGAAGGAAGGUGGGUGAUAAAAAGUGGCGGAAAGAAUGAAGGCAGGGGGUAAACGUGAGAGAGGAGGGACCACGAGG
Bombus pascuorum is the source of this 3042-nucleotide messenger RNA. RefSeq lists its product as uncharacterized. The record is from RefSeq and is a predicted model, not a curated record. The transcript is spliced from 5 exons. The coding region runs from base 23 to 1084 and encodes 353 amino acids. Lineage: Eukaryota; Metazoa; Arthropoda; Insecta; Hymenoptera; Apidae.